ACUUCCUCUUCAUCUUCAACAAGAGAGAAAAAGACGAAGUGAAACCACGAUGACCGCGUUCGAAACGUGGUCUCACCUCGGGUCGGUGCUGGCCGGGCUGAUGUUCGCCUGGGCGGUGUUCAAGCAAUACUUCCCUCCCCACCUCCGCAUGCACAUAGAGGCCUACGCGCACAAGGCCGUGGGCCAUGUCUACCCAUACAUCCAGAUCACAUUCCCGGAGUUCGCAGGCGAGCGGCUCGAGCGGUGCGAGGCCUACUCUGCGAUCCAGAACUACCUGAGCACGAGCGCUUCAGCUAGGGCCAAGCGGCUCAAGGCCGAGUCCGUCAAGGACAGCCAGUCGCUGGUCCUAAGCAUGGACGAGAACGAGGAGGUCGUCGACGAAUUCGAAGGGGUCAAGCUCUGGUGGUCGUCGAACCUGAUCGUCUCCCAGAAGCCCACGUUUUCCGUAUACCCUUCACCUGAAGAUAGAAGGUUUUAUAGGCUGACCUUCCACCGGAGCCAUAGGGACUUGAUCACCGGCUCUUACAUAAAGCACGUCCUGGAAAAGGGGAAGGCUGUGGCGGCCGACAACCGGCAGCGGAAGCUCUUCACCAACAACCCAAGCUCGAACUGGGGCCACUACAAGGCGAGCAAGUGGAGCCACGUGGUGUUUGAGCACCCCGCGACUUUCGACACCCUGGCCAUGGAGCCUAGCAAGAAGAGGCAGAUCAUGAACGACCUCCUCAAGUUCCAGCAAGCGAAGGAGUACUAUGCGCGGAUCGGCAAGGCGUGGAAACGUGGCUACCUUCUCUACGGCCCGCCAGGGACUGGCAAGUCCACGAUGAUUGCCGCGAUGGCCAAUUUCCUCAACUACGAUGUGUACGACCUAGAGCUGACCACAGUCAAGGACAACACGGAGCUGAGGAAGCUGCUGAUCGAGACGUCUGCGAAGUCGAUCAUAGUGAUCGAGGACAUUGACUGCUCCCUCGACCUGACUGGCCAGAGGAAGACAAAGAAGCAAGAGAAAGACGAGGAUGAAGAGAAAGCGGAUCCUGUCAAGAGAAUGGUGAAAGGUGGGAACGAGAGCAAGGACAGCAAGGUCACCCUCUCAGGGCUCCUGAACUUCAUCGACGGGCUAUGGUCGGCGUGCGGGGGCGAGAGGAUCAUCGUGUUCACGACCAACUACGUGGAGAAGCUCGACCCGGCCCUAAUCAGGAGAGGGAGGAUGGACAAGCAUAUCGAGAUGUCGUACUGCUGCUACGAGUCGUUCAAGGUGCUCGUGAGGAAUUACCUGGACGUCGAGUCGCACCCACUGUUUGCGACGGUGAGGCGGUUGCUGGAGGAGACGAAGAUGACUCCGGCAGACGUGGCGGAGAACUUGAUGCCCAAGUCGGACGACGAGGACGAGGAGGCUUGCUUGGAGGGAUUGAUCGAAGCGCUCGAGAAGGCGAAAGAGGACGCCAGGAAGAAAUCGGAAGAAGAAGAAGAAGAAGAAAAAGCAGCAGCAGCAGAAGCACCGGCAGCUAGCGCAAUGACUGAGAAAGAAGAGCAACAGAAAUUGAGUGAAGUGAAGGAGAGUGACGUACGUUGACCGAGUUGACGCCGGGUCAAUGCCGCAGUCUGUCGUUUUCUUUGCUUGGAGGGAAAUAAAAAAGAGAGAAAAAUGUCGGAACACGUCUCUUUCCAACUCAAGUUUAGGAAAUGGGAGUUCACGAGAUCCUUUACGAUCCCUGUGACCUCGUUUGCUAUCCCACUUUGGAACAAUUUACCGA
Eucalyptus grandis is the source of this 1751-nucleotide messenger RNA. Its product is annotated as AAA-ATPase ASD, mitochondrial-like. Lineage: Eukaryota; Viridiplantae; Streptophyta; Magnoliopsida; Myrtales; Myrtaceae. The record is from RefSeq and is a predicted model, not a curated record. Bases 50 to 1570 code for a protein of 506 amino acids. The transcript is spliced from 2 exons. Gene Ontology annotation, molecular function: ATP hydrolysis activity; ATP binding.